Eruca vesicaria subsp. sativa (arugula) is the source of this 2682-nucleotide messenger RNA. Lineage: Eukaryota; Viridiplantae; Streptophyta; Magnoliopsida; Brassicales; Brassicaceae. The record is from the annotation of a GenBank genome assembly.
AUGAGAGGACCUCUGGGAGCUGUAAUUGGAAGAUACACUUCAAGUGAUGGGAGUGAUAAAGAUGGGAUCAUCAAGCACAACAGAAAGUGCAGAGACAUUACAUUUCUAGUCAUCUUCAUUGCCUUUUGGGUCUCAAUGAUUGUUAACUCCAGCUUUGGUUUCAACCAAGGUAACCCAUUAAGACUCACAUAUGGAUUAGACUAUGAAGGGAAUGUGUGUGGUAGCAACCACCGUCACCGUGACCUUACUCAACUUGAGCUUAGAUAUUGGUUAAACCCUAACCAAGUCUAUGAGAGUGGUUUGAAAGAUGGGGAGCUUAAGCUGGCUAAUGCUAGGACUAUUUGUCUAUUGGACUGCCCUGAACCUUUAGAUGAUACUCUCAGCUGGGUCUGUGACUAUCCUGACGGUGAUAUUCGUAUGAAGAUGGAUGAUUGGAUUGACAGGAACUAUGAUUACUUUGAGUUUCUUACUCCUGCAAUGAGGAACUCGUCUCUUCAGCUUCAGGGUCCUUGUUACCCUGUUAUAUUUCCUAGUGUGAAUGUUUAUUGGAGCUGCCAGUAUAUUGCACGUGCUUCAAACUCAUCUCUGCGCCAUUGGCAGCAGAUGGGUGGUGUGAGUAUUCAAGAGGAUAUGAUCAUAGACAAAUCUAUCAGAAGAUCAGUUAAUUCUCGUGCCUCGGUUCUUAAGAGGUAUGUGGCUGAUGUUGGCAAGUCAUGGCCAGUACUGAUUGUUUGUGGAGGUCUUGUCCCUUUGUUUCUAUCCAUUGUUUGGCUGCUCCUUAUACGUCAUUUUGUAGCUGCCAUGCCAUGGAUAACUGUUGUCCUUUUCAACAUGCUUUUAAUAUCUGUGACCAUCUUCUACUACUUGAAAGCUGGAUGGAUUGGGGAUGAUGCUGUAACACCUAUUAUUGGUGAGCAUGAUCCAUACAUUCAUGUGUAUGGUCGAGAGCUGACUCAUGUCCGUAUAGUCGCCAUUCUGAUGACUUUUCUCUCAGCUGUUGCUAUCCUCACUUCCAUAGCCAUUAUUCGCCGUAUCCUUAUGGCAACAUCAGUCCUCAAGGUAGCUGCUAAAGUAAUUGGAGAAGUGCAAGCACUGAUUAUAUUCCCAGCUAUACCAUACGCAAUGCUCGCAAUAUUCUACAUGUUCUGGUUAUCAGCAGCUCUCUAUCUAUUUAGCUCUGGUCAAGUUGUUCAGAACAACUGCAACAACACUAACUGCUGCGCUUACGAUCUCGCUUUAAAGAAAGUGAACUGUGAACAUUGCUGUGGUUACAGCAUACGUUACACUCCUCACAUCACCGUUGCCAUAUUCUUCCAUCUAUUUGGUUGCUACUGGGCCACACAGUUCUUCAUUGCAGCUUCUGCCACAGUGAUUGCUGGCUCUGUUGCUUCUUAUUACUGGGCUCAAGGGGAAGAAGAAGCAUCACCGGAGAUACCUUUUCUACCUGUUUUCGCCUCGAUGAAGCGGCUUGGGCUGUACAAUGUUGGAUCAGUGGCUCUUGGUUCACUCGUUGUGUCCUUUGUGGAGUCUGUUAGGUUCAUUCUCGAAGGUAUUCGUCGUAGAACGAAAGUGAGAGGGAACAUACCUGAUCACUGGCUUGGGAGAAUGGGUUAUUACACUUCACGUGGUUGUCUUAAAAGCGUUGAGUGGACUAUCAAAUCAGCUAACCGUAAUGCUUACAUAAUGAUUGCUAUAACAGGGAAAAGCUUCUGCAAAUCAUCUGCAAUUGCUACAGAGCUGAUCAUAAACAACAUAAUGAGGAUAGGGAAGGUGAAUGUAAUAGGAGAUGUGAUAUUGUUUCUAGGGAAGCUUUGUGUGAGUCUAUUCAGUGCUCUCUUUGGCUUUCUCAUGUUGGAUUCACACAAGUACCGGUCUUCUCACAACAAAGUCUCCUCCCCUCUAUUACCCGUUUUGGCGUGUUGGGCUUUGGGGUAUGUUGUGGCAACACUUUUCUUUGGGGUGGUAGAGAUGUCAAUAGACACAAUCAUACUCUCCUUCUGUCAAGACUCGGAAGAGAAUGAAGGGAAUGCUCAGCACGCACCGUCUCUUCUGCUUGAAACUUUAGAUAGCAAUCAUGAGGAAGAGUUUUACUCUUAUCAAAUUAGCCCCUUGUCUUUCAUUUUCCGUCCUCGUUUCAUCUUCUUUCCCACCGUCAACUUUUUGUCUUCUCGGUUCUCACUUCUCCGGUCGGCGACGUAUUCUGUCAUAAAGUUUGCGUCUUUACUGGUAAAGCUCUAAGCUUUGACGGGGUGUUAUUAAGGAUGAUGGGUUCGAGGGGAGUAAUCAGUGAUAAGUGGUCAAUGAGGAUUCUGUGGGGAUGUGCACUUGGAAGUGCAAUCGGUUUAUACAUGGUUGCUGUAGAGAGACAAACUCAGAACAGGGCACGUGCUUUGGCUGAAGGUAUGAGAGCUGCUGAGUCAGGUGGCGGUGAUGGUGAAUAGUGUUUGAAUCUACCCCCAAGUGCCCAUCAGUUGAGUUUUUUUGUUUCUUUUAGAUGUUUGAUAACAUCUUGUUUGUUCCAGAUAUUGUGAUGUUACAGUUUCUUGUUGUUAGAUAAUCUCAAUAAGGUUUUUGAUACUUGAAGUUGUUGAAACAUACAGUUUGUGUUAUCGAAAAAGCCUCUUGCUUUCCUUUUGUCAUGCUGUGUUUAUGAUAUCACUUCUUUUUUCAUGUGUAUUAUCA